Molecule: messenger RNA, 1413 nt
Organism: Betta splendens (Siamese fighting fish)
Lineage: Eukaryota; Metazoa; Chordata; Actinopteri; Anabantiformes; Osphronemidae
Product: replication protein A 32 kDa subunit-A-like
Exons: 8
Coding region: 144-695 (183 amino acids)
Biological process (GO): nucleotide-excision repair; DNA replication; double-strand break repair via homologous recombination
Cellular component (GO): site of double-strand break; chromosome, telomeric region; DNA replication factor A complex
Source: RefSeq, a predicted model, not a curated record
CUGCAUGAUGGGUAAUUGCUAUAAUUCUGUUCACCUGGGCACCAAGCACCUGAAGGAGCUGCAAUUAACUCCCUACAGCAGUUUCUCUGCUUGUGUUGCUGUUCUACCAUUACAGGAUUUAUUUAUGCCCAUGGAAUAAUUAAAUGUGUGAAUUUGUCAUGUGGAAUCAAGCUUGCAGUCAGUCUGGUGGGGUGAGCUGCAAAACAUCGAUAUCAAAGGCAGCUCUUCAGAUCUUGCCCUGCACGGUGUCUCAGCUCCUGUCAGCUUCCCAAGUCAACAAUGAUACCUUUGCAAUCUGUGACUGGGAAUUCAACCAGGUGUCUAUAGUGGGUGUCAUCAGAGGGUUUGCACCUGUCAAGACCAGCAUCCACUACACAGUAGACGACAUGACUGCUCCACCGCUAAUCGUGAAGCAGUGGGUUAAUGAUGAGGCUCAUGAACGUGAAUGUGCGUCUCCUGGUACGUAUGUGAAGGUUAUAGGAAGUCUGCGCAAGUCAAGUGGUCAGAGGUCGUUGCUGGGAGUCCACAUCCGAUGCCUCAAGGAUUUGAACGAGAUCACCUCUCACAUGCUGGAAGUUGUUCAGGCCCAUAUGGAGCUUUUUAGAAGGGUGUUUGAUGUGAACAUGAAUACCACUCUUGCCCCGCUGUCUGGAAGCCGCGCUGGGGGACAUCCUCAGAAUAUGCAAGACCUUUGAUGCGUCAUGUCAACAACCACAGCGGCAAAUCUAAUGGUGUUACUGUAACUCUUGUUAUUGCAAGAAAUGCGAACCCUUGAACAUUUAGUUGCAUUUUAGGCUGCAACAGUCUCAGACUAUCAGUUAAAUGGAAUCAUUCAUUUAAUAGUAUGGAAAAAACAUAAUAGGGAAAAACAUACUAGUGCAUGUUGUUGCCUUGUGGUCUGGGAUCAUAUGAUGAGCUUUUUUGUUUCUGCUCUGAAGAAAGUAACUUGUAUAAAGUGUUGAAUUUAAUUAGAGGUCUACUUUGUCAAAUGGAUCUGCUUUUCUGUUGACGAACAUUUCAAAUCAGCAGAUCCUUAAGUUAUGUAUAUAAGUUGGCCCCUCCCUCCUAUGAGCCUCACAAAGGUUUAUGGUAAUGAUUGUUAUUGAUUAUUGAUUAUUCUUCUUCACGUUCUGUGAAAUAAUUUUUUUCUGCAGAAUAUUUAGCUAACCCCAAGAUGAUUACUGUAAACUCUAAAAUUAAUAUCACAUGUAUAUUGUGUCCAUCUUUAUUUAAAACACUUCAAACAUUAGUUUUUACACUGUCACCCAAGAGUUUCCCAGAAACUUAAGAUAAGUUUUUUUAAUUAAAAAAAGUUUAUAUGUAAUCAGCUGUGUGAAAUCAGCAUAAAAAUGACCUGAUUAUUAUUUUAAAUUGCUGUGUAAUAAUUAAUAAUUAAAUAUUUUUUGAAAAGGU